UCGAUGCAAUCGGGAACGGUUUUGAAAAUGGCGAUCUCGACAUUUUCUACGAUGAAGUUGUGUUUGAAGUGAUUUUAUUCUGUUUAUUUGAUAACUUUGUGCUAAAAUGUCUUCUCUGCAGUUUGUGGUACAUCCUAUUCCUGGCACCGACGAUCAAGUAAAUGACAGGUUAAAGGAAGUAUCAGAUCGACUCAAUAGAUUUGGACAAACUUCACAGAUACCAACUGCUCUCAGCAGUUUGAAGGUAGCUGUCAAGCAAAUUGCAGUUGGGCCAAAUCAUUUCGCUCUACUGUUGGAAGAUGGGCGUGUUUGUAGAGUUGCUUUUUCCAUUAUCUCCGAUCGUUUGGACUUAUCUAAAGCUGACCCCAACAAACAAAUCUCUCAAGCUCUGAGACACUCCUUUUUUUCCAGACACAAACCCGGCUCCGGGGGUGGUGGAGGCUCGUCUGGUGGUGGCGGAGGAGGAGGUGGUGGGGGCGCAGGCGGAAGUGGAAGCGCAACGAGUAAUGGAGGCGGACGGCAAUUAACGCGCACUCGGGCUCGAAUUAUGCGUACCUCUAACUCUGUCGUCCGAGGCGGUAUCACUCCAAGCAACACAUCCCGCACCUCCUCCAGCGUCAUCAUGGGUAGUGGAUCUAUUUCCAAUGCCAGUUCUAGGCCUAUGGUCCCUGCGCCUGUUUACGUGCCUGAAGAAUUGGUCUCUCAAGCGCAAGUUGUGCUUCAAGGAAAAUCCAGAAAUUUAAUCGUGCGAGAACUUCAGAGAACAAAUUUAGAUGUGAACCUUGCUGUUAACAACCUUCUAUCACGGGAUGAUGAAGAAGGGGAUGAAGGAGAUGAUGGAGGGGACUCGUAUGUCCCGGAGGACCUCAUCUCAUUGCUGGAUGGUGGUUUCCACACACCUGACCACUCAGUCAUCAUUGAUGCUGAAUCAAUGUUUUCUGAAGACAUGUUCGGCUAUCCUCCAAUGCGGAACCUAAGAGGAAGCUCAAGCAGUUCUCGCAGGCUCGGAAGCACAAGUGAACGGGAUCGUGGAGAUGGUGCAGAUCGUUCAGAUCGGGACAGAGAUAGGGAUCGAGACCAUGUGCGAGAGCACUUUUCUCGGUGGCGCGGAAGUCAGUACUUCGGACCAAGACGGUGGUUAGAGACGGCUCUUCGAGACUCUAGCUGGGACAAAGACUCAGAGAGUAAAAAGAAAGAGUUGGCACAACAAAGUCCUCUAUGGAUGUCCGACGAUGUCGAAUUUUGGUCAGAUUACAGGAACCCCUACAGUCCUGUCCCUAAAUUUGUUGCCAUCGCAUCUCUCUAUUCAGAGUUGAUCGCUUUAUCCUCUACUGGCCAGUUACAUCAGUGGAAGUGGAAUGAACCAGAGCCGUACAGAAAUCCAGAAAAUCAAACCUUUCAUCCCAAAACUAUUCCUCUGGGCCUAGCUAGUGAAAAAAUUCUUCAUUUAUCUGCUUGCACCAUACGGUGUUCGGUUGCUGCUGAAAGCGGCAAAGUAGCAACCUGGCUUGAUGAGUUGUUAAGUCAUGCUGCAACAAGCAAGCUAGAACAUCCAGCACAAAGUUACACAGAAUUCUCUGUUGAUCCAAUAGUGUCUCUUCACACCUGCUCUUUGUACACAGUAGCCCGUUUAGAAUCUGGGGCUUUGUACUGGUGGGGUGUCUAUCCAUUUGCUCAAAGGAAAAAGUUGUGGGAAAAAUUCCGUGCCAAGUCUCACAAACAACGUCCAUCAUCAUCAAAUGGAGAACUUGUUGUUGGCAGUCAAGUCUGCAUGAAGAACAGUCCCAUGUAUCAGGCAAAAGCAAUUGGUUUCUGCAUUUCCAACGGUGUCCCGAAAGUCGGGCAGUUGUUGAACGCCGCAUGGAAUUUGAACGACGUGUGCCGUUUCCAAAUUCUGUCGGUUCCUCAAACCUCAUCGCCAACCACUUUGCCUUCAUUCUCGACUUCCUUGGCGCAGAGCUCCAUCCCAUCCUCUCCGAGUUCUGGCAGUAUGCCAGAAGCUGGUGCUAGCCGUCCGUCCUCGCUAACAGCUGCUAGCCUUGCGUCUAAAUCAUCACUGACACCGAGUCAGAAGGAGAACUCGGACCGACUAGAUAUGCCACCCCCUCCAUCCCCAGCAUCAAGCACCUGCAGUGAUACCCCAAGCACAUCGCACAAACGCCCCAAACGUGUCGCUCCAAAAGACAACAAUGAAGAUUCAGAGAAGAAAGAUGAAGAAGAAUGGUCGUUGAAUGACGUUAUAUUUAUUGAUGACAUGAAAACACUCCCUAUCGGAAGAGUCGUCAAGAUUGAUGGCAUUUUCGCUGCUGUCAAACUCUCAAGCGCAACUUCAAAUCCGAGUGCCCCUGCCAAAGAUGCUGCUCCCAAUAAAGAGCAGAAAGACCCAAAUGCGUUCAAUGAUGAAACCAUAUCCAUCCUUCAGGACUGCCGAUUGCUGAGGAAAGAUGAAUUGCAGGUUAUCAAAAAUAAUAUGACAUCAUCCAGAGCUGUGGAUUGUUUCCAACGCACUCCAAGGCGAAUCAGCAUUCCAGACUCUGGAAACCAACAGCUUCUCACGGUGGCAGUAGACGGCCAAGGUGUACAUGCCAUCGUUAAAACUGGAUCCAAGGUGAGCUACAUGAUCUACAAUGUCACCAACGGAAAAAUCGAGCAAGACAGCCCAUUCCCUUCAGAUACAUCCUCCCUCUUGGGCCUGGAUUCCAGUCAGAUCUCUUUCUACACAACAGGAAGUAGUACUGAUAGUGUGUUCAUACUGCGAGAUGGAAACUCAAACAUAUUACCGCUGGCAAAGGACUCAUUAGACUCGAUGAGAGAUGCCCAGUGGCUUGACUUGCCAGCAAUAAAAUGUGUUGGUGCUGGCACCCAUGCAUUAUCUAGUGUUCAGUCCUCGGACAUGAAGAAUCAAGCAGCUCUGAUCAUUCUUGCCAUUGAUACCACUGUCCUCAUGUCUCACAUACUGCGGUGUCAGAUAGAUAAUGUCAAAUCUGUGAUUCAACAAUUGGAAGUUGACAAGAAUGAAAAUACUAUCAAAACAAUUCUGAAUGAACGGUGCGAUGGAAACCGAAAUAUAAUUCAUGCGUGUGUUUCAAUGUGCAUGCCCACAUCUAAUAAAGAAAACGAAACAGCAGAUAGCUCAACGCCUUCUAGCGGGCUCGAGUCAAUAAAUGUCAUUACCAACGCUCUAGGCUCACGAUCUGUCAGUCUCCGUGAAAUGAUGCGAAGAGCAUCAGUCGCUGUGAGAAUGGAUCGAGGUAGAAGUAGCGACAAUGCCAGCUCUGGCGCCUCAGCGCUCCAAUCAAAUUUGGAAGACAACAUCCCGUCACUCUGGCCAACCAACGAAAUGGUGGAUACCACAAGUGGGGACGAAGACAGUCUUCUUGGUGCUAACAAAACCUCAUCGGGGACUCCACCAUUCAAUACUUCAUCAACCCCCUCCAACAAUGUCAACAAUAACAAUGUUGUAGACCCCGUGGAACGGCGAAUAAAUGCUCUGGCAAUAUUGAAGCUGAUCUGCGAAUCUCAUGUUCUCCAGCCGCACCUUGUGCAAUUACUCUCAGCAAAAGACAGCCAAGGUCAGACUCCGUUCAUGCUGGCUCUCUCCGUGCGUGCGUAUCAAGCAGCGAAAACAAUUUACAGCACGAUAGACCGUAUUGUCAACAAAAUGCCGCCACCACCAUUGGUCUUGUCUCAGCCUACAACUCCGUUCGCUCAGGAGCAGCCGCCCCUUGUCGAUGAUUUGACGCACUAUUCAUCCCUUGCAUCUGGAAACAAUACCACACCAACAAGUAACCCAUCUGCUUCUCCUAAUACCACUCAACACAAGUUAAAGUGUGUCUUGUCUGCUUGGUUCGCCAAAGAUGCUCAGCCAGUCGCAAUGAACUACAAGAAGACCAGUUCCGGGUCUGGGGAAGAGGAUACAUCUGGAUCAGCUCGCCAGCAGAGUUCGUCAGAACAAUCGAAAGCUGGAGCGAAUAAUUUAAGCUCUGAGUCGUCUCAACUCAUGGAGUCGAUGAUUUUUCCUCCUGGGUCGAAUCUUGACUUGAACCCUCUUCACAUUAUCUGCUGCAAUGACACAUGCAGUUUCACGUGGACAGGAGAUGUUCACAUCAACCAGGAUAUUUUUGAGUGCCGUACGUGUGGAUUGAUCGGAACGUUAUGCUGCUGCACAGAGUGUGCCCGAGUCUGCCACAGAGGUCAUGACUGCAAGAUAAAACGCACUGCGCCAACAGCCUACUGUGAUUGUUGGGAAAAAGGAAAGUGCAAGGCCUUAGUUCAGGGCAACCAAAAUCUUAGGUUCUCUCUCCUCUGCACUCUCAGUUCAGAAACGGACCUCGUUUUGAAGCCAAAUAGUCGUGGUGAGAAUAUCUUGCUAUUCCUUGCUCAGACAGUAAGUCGUCAAACUGUAGAGCAAAGACAGUACCGCACUUCAAGGUCGCGCUCAACUUCUGCCACAGGAUCAAGGAAAACGCCCGCAGCAGAGAUGGACACAGAUGUGCCAGAACACGACCUUGAACCACCUAGAUUCAGCCGCAACGCACUUGCUCACUUGCUAAGUGACUGGCUUGCUGUCAAGAGCAUGAUUUUAUCAGGUAUUAAAGACGAUGACUCUAACUCUCAGAAAAAUAGCUCUAACGGAACAUCAGGAAGUGCCAACGUUUAUUCUGACCAUAUGUAUCUCAACAGUCAAAACGGCACUGCACUUUUGGACAAGUUUACGCACUGUCUUCUGGUGAAAUGUUCAGCGGAUAUGUUAGAUGUCCUUCUUGCGACGUUGAUCAGAGAGUUGCAAAACACAUCUGUACCUGGCCGUCAGAAAGAAGCCACCCUUGUCGCUCGUCGCUUCGUGAGAUCUGUAGCCAGAAUAUUCGUCGUGUUCAGUGUUGAGAUGGCCCCUGCCUCUGAUAAAAGAAGGGGAAUCAAUAACAUGUCUGCACCUCUAGUGAAGUGUAAACGCGUUUUUCAAUCCCUGGUGAGGCUCUCAGUUGAAGAGUUGGCGGAAACAGCCGACAGUUUAAUAGCGCCUGUCAGACUUGGUGUGGCGAGACCUACAGCUCCUUUCUCGCUUUCAAGCUCAGCGAUCGAGGUUAUCAAUAGCUCUGAAGAACUUUUCUCUGUCGAACCAUUGGCGCCUAAUUCAGGCAGUUCUCUAAGACAUUCCUCCGAUAUAAGUAGCUCAGUGGGUCUUUCAUCCUCAGCUCAUGUCAGAAGUCAAGUCGAAUUUGAAGAUUUUGAAGAUUCAUUGGCAGCACUAGCCAAUGAAAAUGAAGGGAGCGACACUGAAGAAGGAGCAGUGGAGCGAGGUGCCGCUAGCGGUAAUGGUAACGGUGAACCAGCCUCGUCUGUUAACAACGAAGUUGGUGGUGGCAAUGAUGUUGAAUCUGACACUGAAGAUUUGAUGGUAGAAUCUGAGUCAGAUUCUGACCAAAGCAACCAAGAUGGAAGCGCUCAGAGAAGCGUGCAAACUGGAGCAACAGCUGGCUCAGAUGCAGAGGAUGACUCUGGUGAAUCAACUCAACAGGAAGAUGAAGAAAGUGAAACAGGAGAAACCGAUGACAUGGAUAAUGAUGAGUUGGUUCUCCCUGAUGAGCAGUUAGAAAGAAGGAGCACCAGCAACGGAACUGGACAGCGUUCCAACUUGGCUCCGCAGUCAAUGCAGUGGGCAAUCAGAACGCGAGACUCAGUGUCACGUUCUGCCGGUUUCCGGGUGAGCUCGGGACAGUCCGUUGUUUUGAUCGAUCCAACGACCCUGAGGAGAGCCAACACGGCAACGUCAGCCGUCACAACAUCCACUCACGAACCGAUCACCAUGGCAACCACAGCCAGCUGUCUUGCGAGGGCGUUCGGUAUUGUCGUACGGCAGAUCACAGAUCUCCUUGUCCUCAUCCAUGAUUACUCCACUUUGGCCCCAUCCUUGCCAGUCUUGCUGGAAACAAACAUGCAAGAUCUGUGCCACCUGCAAAGCUAUCUUGAAGGGCCGUUCAAGCCAACCUGGGAUUGGAUGUUGGCCGUUAUGGAUUCGACAGAAGCCCAACUGAGAUUCGGAGCCUCAUUGACUCAUUCAUCUGAGCCAAGUCAUCCGGCCCAUCCUCUCCAUUCCAGUUCUAUCAGUGCUCCAUCAGGCUUAGCGGUGCGCUCCAAUCCAAAUUCGCUGCUUUCACUAUCAGCAAUAAACAACAACACAGCCACAUUUACCACUAAUGCACAUCAAUCAGGCAUUUUUUCUGUCCUGUCAGGCUCCUCCAACACUCAUCGCUCCUCAAGUAGCAACAACGCCACCAAUUCAGGUGUGGAACAAAAUCCUGCUAGGCGGGAAUUCCUCUCCUACUGUCUGUCGUUGAUGAGAUCACACAAUGCUGAACAUGCUGACUCACUCCCAGUCCUAGAUGUAUCUGCGCUGAAACAUGUUGCGUAUGUCUUGGAUGCUCUGAUCUACUACAUUCGUGCUAUGUCAGGCUAUUAUCACAACAAAAUGGACAGCCUUCUAACAAGCAUACCUCUGAACACGGAAGAUCCAGUUGCUGGGGAAGCUUGGAAUGAGCAGGAUGAGAACGAGAACGAAGAAAACGAUGAUGAUUUGAGCCAUUCGGUGAUGAAUAUGGACACGGAUUCAACUCUAGAUGAACAAGAGGCUGCUUUAGGAGCCACGGUGAAUCUGAUAACAGCACCGACAGUAUCUUCAACGCCGGCGCAAUCGUCCUCCCUCUCGUCAAGUGGCAGAGGCAGGAAACAUGUAUUCUUCCAAAGAUCUGAUUCCACUCUUUGUCUUGGUUGCCCGCCUCCAGACCCAUUCGACACGCCCAUGGCCGAGGCACUUCCGUUGGCAGACCAGCCUCAUUUAUUGCAGCCCAAUGCAAGGAAACAAGAUCUGUUCGGCACACCUAAACAAGCUGUCACUGUGCCUGUUACAGGUGACGGCCCUCCCGGUUUAGCAAAUCCAUUAGAAGUACUCCCAACAAGGCUAGGUUUGUCGAGCAGGAAACGCCUGGGCAGCUGCUAUGCAUCUGAAAGUUCUAACACAGAAACCGUUUCUAAGACUGAAAAUGAAAUUAGUGAUGAUAAAGGUAUGAUGGCAGAGGAUAGCCCGCAUGAUCUCUCAGUAAACAAAUCAAGCAUGGAGAAACCUGCUACUGCUGAUGCUUCCACAGCAACGCCUGAUAAUGAUCCUAACAAAUCGGUGCCAAUGGACGUAGAUCCAAGCAUAGUGCGAGCCCCCAUCAUUGUCGCCGCACCUAGCACAAGUAGCCAAUCGGAAUCUUUUCCAUCUUCAGGAGUCCUCAAGAGUGUCAUCGUUCGUGCAGGGCCUGCGCAAGAAAACUUUGCCAAUGCCUUCAAUGAGACAGCCUCUCCCUCUGUUUCAUUCUCCGAACCUGCAGCCUCAGCUAGUGAUGCCUCUAAAGAAGGAAACGCCAAAUAUAUGAACAGUAAAUCAUCAAUACCCAUCAAACCCAACACUUUCGUAGGUCAAUCGAUUUCCCACGAUCUUCUGCUUGGACGUUGGAGACUCUCGCUUGAUUUGUUCGGGCGUGUGUUCAUGGAGGAUGUUGGAUUGGAGCCUGGAUCAGUGGUUUCUGAACUCGGCGGUUUUCCUGUGAAGGAAGCCAAAUUUCGUCGGGAAAUGGAGAAGCUGCGGAACAUCCAAAACAGAGACUUCACACUGAAAAAGAUGGAACGCGACCGAGUCCAGCUGAUUCAGACAACUUUCAAAGAGCUGAACGCUUUGUAUCAUUCAAGACGCUCAGCAGGCUCUGCCCCGCCAUUGGCUGUCAAUCGAGUCAAAGUGACUUUCAAAGAUGAGCCCGGUGAAGGCUCCGGUGUGGCGAGAAGCUUCUACACUGCUAUCGCUGAAGCUCUCUUAGCAAAUGAAAAAUUCCCAACCAUUGAAACAACACCAUCCGGUUCUCAGUCUGCCGAUUACUCUGUACUGCACAGGAUAAAAUCUCGAGAUAGAGAGCACAGGAGACUGUCCACCAAUCAGAGAUCUGGAGGCACCAGUUGGUCUCGAUGUAGAGAAUCAAGGAGAACUUUGUCUUUCGAUGCUCAACCAUUCACACCUAGUAGUAGUAGUAGUAAUGGUAGUAAUAGCAACAAUGCCAAUGCAGAUGCAUCUGCAAAUGGGGUGCCACCACCAGCAUCGCCAAAUCAUUCUUUGAGCGAUCAACAGCAGCAGUACGGAGAUAGACUGUAUCAGAAAGUCCACGCAUUGAGACCAUCGUUAGCUGGUAGAAUCACAGGAAUGCUCUUAGAACUGUCUCCCGCACAAGUAUUAACAAUGCUAUCUUCUGAUGAUGAAUUGCGACAGAGAGUUGAUGAUGCGAUGGACAUUUUACUGCAUCAUGGUGAUGAGCUGUCUUCAGAUUCCAUUUUAGAAUUAGAGACUACCGAUGAUGCCGGUGAGGAUAAUGCACCCUUAUUCUAUUGUCCUGGCAAAACAGGGUUCUAUUCACCCAGACAAGGCAAAGCAACAUUUGAACGUCUUAGUGCUUUCCGCAACACGGGCAGAUUAUUGGGUCUGUGUCUACUUCAAAAUGAACUGUGUCCAAUGUUCUUGAAUCGGCAUGUUAUCAAGUGCAUCCUUGGUCGACCCGUCAGAUUCCAUGACUUAGCAUUUUUCGAUCCUAUCAUGUAUGAAGGCUUGCGACAACUAGUAGUAGACGCUGAAUCGAAGGAUGCUAACUGUCUUUUCUCUGCAUUAGAACUUAAUUUCAGUGUGGACCUGAGUGCAGAAGAAGGUGGUGGUUUUCUAGAAUUAGUCCCAGGUGGGCGUGAUAUUGAAGUGACAGCUUCCAAUGUCUAUGACUAUGUUCGCAAAUAUGCAGAAUAUAGGAUGGUGAAAGCCCAAAGUAAAGCAAUCGAUGCUAUUAGACAAGGUGUAUUCGAUGUUCUGCCACCAUCUGCCUUGGAUGGACUAACACCAGAAGACUUCAGACUGUUACUAAAUGGUGUCGGAGACUUCAAUGUAUCCGUAUUGAUAUCUUAUACUAACUUCAUAGAUGAAUCUAGUCCCAAUCCUCACGAACCUAGCCCAAGACUGCUCAAAUUGAAGAGAUGGUUGUGGUCCAUAGUUGAAAAAAUGACUCCGGUAGAAAGAAUGGACUUGGUUUACUUCUGGACUGGAUCGCCAGCUCUACCCGCCAGCGAAGAUGGUUUCCAGCAAAUGCCCAGUGUCACUGUGAGACCACCGGAUGACUCAUACCUUCCUUCUGCCAACACUUGCAUUUCUCGCCUUUACAUCCCCCUCUACAGCUCUCGGUCGAUUUUGAGACAGAAGUUAAUGAUAGCCAUCAAGAGCAAAAAUUUUGGAUUCAUCUAAAUAUGGCCUCAACGACUUUGGAAAAUAGAGGAUACACUCCCACAUCCAAUGUGCAUUCAAAUAUUCUUAUUAUACGUUAGCGUAGUCGCGAUAGCGAUACUUGUCACGAAAUCAUUGCGAGUAAGAUUUAUCUUGUUUCGUUUGUAGAUUAUUUAUUUUCCAAUGAAUAGAAUAAAUUGGUCGAACCUAUUUUGUUAAUGCUCCAAUUUAUGCUGACUGUGACCCCCACCCCUCCCCCCCUCUAAUCCUCCCCCUUAUCCUGUGAAAUAUGAUUUGUAAUAUUCUGUACAUUAUUUCAUUUUAGUUUUAUUUCUUUUUGUCUACUGAUUAAGUACUCGCUUAAGUUUCAUGUUGAAAGUUGUUUAUUUUUUAUCGUUCAAUACUUUUCAAGUAUUUAAACAAUCAAGACUUUUUCUUCGCUAGCCUAGCUGACUAAUUUCUUGCAGUGACAGUUGUGAAUAAUUCGAGACUCUGUUAUACAAACUAUCGUGUUGUAUCUGUUAAAUAUUAAUAUUAUUAUCUAAUGAUAGUGUAAAUUGAUUAAUUAAAAAGAAUAUCUUUUUCGA
Messenger RNA from Bemisia tabaci, 9876 nucleotides. It is a transcript of the gene hyd, whose product is annotated as E3 ubiquitin-protein ligase hyd. The record is from RefSeq and is a predicted model, not a curated record. Gene Ontology annotation, molecular function: zinc ion binding; ubiquitin-ubiquitin ligase activity; ubiquitin binding. Gene Ontology annotation, biological process: positive regulation of canonical Wnt signaling pathway; protein polyubiquitination. Gene Ontology annotation, cellular component: nucleus; cytoplasm. Lineage: Eukaryota; Metazoa; Arthropoda; Insecta; Hemiptera; Aleyrodidae.